CAAAAUGGAAGAAGCCAAAGCUGCAUUUGAUGUCAACUAGGAAUGCUGACAUUUUAGCCUCCAAAUUUAAUGGGAGAAAGCACAAUAGCCUCUCGUGCAGGAGUAAAUGAAAGACAACGUGGUAUGACAAGCCCGACUUUGAGAUUCGGGGAAAAGGGAUGAAGAAGUGGAACUGGCGAGAAGGUCGACGACCGCACAAGCGACAAGGUGCUGGUCGUCUCCAUGGAUGGUACAGAGGCAACAGGCAGAUAUCAGCACGCGACGAACAGCGGUAUGGACAUAGUGAUGCUGGACCAUCACACAGAGCACCCCAGUGGAGACAUGAGAACCAACCUGCUUCUGCUUCUUUGCCCCAACCUUCUUCAUCUGCCUCAACAUCCAGCAAUACAGCACCAGAGCUUCCAGGUUUUUACUUUGACCCUGAGAAAAACCGCUACUUCCGCCUGCUUCCUGGACACAACAACUGUAAUCCACUGACCAGACAGCAGCUGCAAGAGAAAGAAAGGGAGAAACAAAGACACAAGAUGUUGGCUGAGGAUGAAAAACCAAGAAAAAAAGCGCCACGAUCCGGAUUAAACACAUCAAUGCUUCUGCAAAAAAGACAUGCAGGGCUGUUACCGGAGAACUCCUAUUGCAGGCUCAUACAUGAAGUGAAGGUCAGUGGAAUGAGACGCCACAAAUUGGAGAUCCAGAGCACAGACAACAGCAGUCCAAACACAGACAACUUUAGACUCAUAGUGGGGGAUUCUGCGUGUGAGCGAGUGUUCACCGUCAACGACGUCUCUCACGGCGGCUGCAAGUACGGCAUCAUGAACUUUAGCAGCAGCAGCCGGGGCUCUUUGUCUGUGGAAAUGUGCGAUAACCUCUACUUCACCAACCGCAAGGUGAACUCCAUCUGCUGGGCCUCAGUCAACUACCCAGAUUCUCAUGUUUUGCUAUGUCUGGUGGGAGCAGCGGACACCCCCGGGUGCGUCAGCUUACUACCCGCUUCCCUCUUCAGCAACUCUAAUCCAGAUCAGCCUGGGAUGUUGUGCAGCUUUAAAAUAUCCACAGCUUGGUCUUGUGCUUGGUGCCUCAAUCCACAGUUUGACAAGACUUUCAGCACUGGCUUGUCUCGUCGGGUCAUUGUGAAAGAUGCAGAGACGGGACGAACACAGAUGUACAGCGUCGGCAGCGACGUCUUGGCUCAGCAGUUUGCCCUCAGGGUUCCUGUCCUGUUUAACGGAUGCAGAUCAGGGGAGAUUUUCAGCAUCGACCUCCGGCAGCGCGGCCGCAGGGAUCACAGCUGGAAGGCCACUCGCUUCCAUCAGGAAUCAGCCAUCACCUCAGUGCGAGUCCUGCAGGAUGAGAACUACCUGGUGGCUGCUGACAUGAAGGGCCAGAUCAAGUUGUGGGACGUUCGAGUGACAAAGCCAGUGCAGGAGUAUAAAGGACAUUACAACGAGCAUGCCUACCUUCCCAUCCAUGUCAAUGAACGCGAAAGGCUUUUGUUAGGAGUUGGUCAAGAUUGUUACACAAGGUUGUGGAGCUUAAACGAUGGUCAUCUACUUAGGACAAUCCCAUCACCCCAUCCGGCUGCAAAUGACAUGAUCCCAAACGUGGUCUUCUCCUCUAAUUUGGGCGGCUGCAGGGGGCUCCCUGGCCUGCUCAUGGCCGUCAAACAUGACCUCUACUACUUCCCAUACAACACCGACUACCAGGACGGAGGAGAGCUUACGGCCAGACUUGAGGAACAGAGUGAAAAUUCUUCCUCUAAUAGAUGACUGUUUUAUUUCUGCCAAAUGUAUCGGGGUGCUGUUUAGUUGAAAGCUGUUAAACCCAUCAGUCAGUAUGCAGUCCAGUUACGAGAAGUUCUACUUACUUGUGGGGAGUGGUCAAAUAGCCAGAUUAAUGAUGAGGCUAGAGACACAUGGGGGAUAAUUUGUAGGUUUUUUUUGAGUUUCUGCUGUUGUGGUCCAAGGCUGGACAACAAAAAGUACACCCAAAGUUCUUUACAUAGCUGAUAUUAACAUGUUAAACAGGCAGUAAAGUCACCUUUUACAAAGCUGUUUCCAGGGUACAGAAUGGAAAACUGUUGCAUUGAAAGGCCUUAAUUAGUGCCUCAAAGUAGCACUUGAAGGCUCACACAGACAUUUACAAGUAGGCCUGAAAUAUUAAUUUCUAAAAACGUUUAGGUGCCUGAAUGCAAUUCUGGAUUUUGCUCAAACAUUAGUCCAAAGAUCUUGUUAUCCACAUCUUCGUGUGUGUGGUGUGGUACAGAUUUAUUUGCACAUAAGUAGAUGCAGAAGGAAACAUGUUUCAAUACCUGAAAGUAAGUUUUCUUCAUGUGAUUGAACUGUCCCAGAUUAAUUUUAAUCUCAGGUAUUAAGAUUCUUAAACCUAUGUGAUCAGUAGUAUUUUAUUAAGGUUAUAGAUGCAUUUAAAAAAAACAAAAAAAAAACUUUACAACAGAGCCAUUUUAUGCCACUACUUGUUUCAUAUUAGUAGUUUCGGGUCUUUUCACCACCAUCAAGUUCCUUGACUCUUCUUUCAUUUGGAGUUAAUCUGGCUGUUUUUUGAUUUACAGAUAAAUUCAUGGUUGCACACAGUGGAGAAGAAAAAAAUCGUGAUGAAAUAUUUCAUUUGUUUUAACCAGCUGUUGAAUUAAUUAAUUUGUACAAUGAUCACAACCAGUUUGCAUAAUUGCAUUCAGUGUAUUACUGUAUGGAAUGUUAUAUUUAUGCAAAAACUAAGGGAAACAGCCAGAUGUUGCAUCAUUAUGUGUAUUUCUGCAGCAGAGAAUUAAUAGACUGCACUUUUGCUUUCAUAGUGGAUGGUUUAAUAUAUCUUAUAAUGGGCAGAAACACAUUUUCAUGUUUAGAAUUCAACCAGUGAUCACUUGGGAUACUUGUGGGUUAUUCACUCAGAAGUUUUCCUCAUCCAAAACAGAGGUUGUUUGGCUGAAAUGAUUCAUCUCGUUAUUUUUGUAUUUUUGUUUUGUUUUGACAGAUUUGUGCCUAAAUGAAAUAGAAGUGCUACAUUUAUCUAGAUGUGCAUUUACCUAAGAUAUGAUUUUUAAAAUUUUUUUUAUUUAAUUCGGGAUUUUUGUGACCCAGAUUUUUUAAAAUGAUGAUUGAUGUGUAUAUUUUUAAUCAUCACAUUUUCAACUCUGAAAUCUUGGUCCUGUAAUAAAUAUUUUAGAAAACACAAUCAA
Molecule: messenger RNA, 3193 nt
Organism: Melanotaenia boesemani (Boeseman's rainbowfish)
Lineage: Eukaryota; Metazoa; Chordata; Actinopteri; Atheriniformes; Melanotaeniidae
Gene: wdr21
Product: WD repeat domain 21
Exons: 14
Coding region: 159-1763 (534 amino acids)
Cellular component (GO): Cul4-RING E3 ubiquitin ligase complex
Molecular function (GO): protein binding
Source: RefSeq, a predicted model, not a curated record